AGUGGAUGGAUGGAUGAAUGGAUGAAUGCGUGCAUGCAAGGGCUCCAACUAGUUUCCGGAUUUGGAGACACCUUUUUGCCACACCUUGGCUGCACCUGGUCAGGGACCAGGGGCUGAGGACGGAAGUCCCACCUCCAGGAGCCCCGCCCCCAGAGGAGCCCCGCCCCAGGGCCGUAGCCACGCCUGUCUCCUAGCAACUGUAAACAGAAUUGGGCAGCUUCGACCCCCGGGCCUCCCUGCCUGGGCGGAUCGACUUGCAUCCUCCGAGCCUUCUCGCCUGGCGGCUGUGCAGCGGGUGUACGAGCUGGCUGACGCCAGGGUCUGAGCCCAGGGUGCUGCCCAGCGCAUCGCGUUGCAGCCAGGAGUGCCGGGCCUGUGGGUGCUCUGCGGAAUGUCCCUGCACGCCUGGGAGUGGGAAGAUGAGGACAGGGCGAGCAUGGGGCCCAUGUCCUCCAUGGGCAGCUUUUACCAGUCUGGCAGUGAGUGGGACACGGAGGAGUACCUGAAGGUCAGAGGCCAAGCCCCGGAGUCGGAUUCCGACCACCCGUGUAGCAAGUCCUCACAUGGGCCUGCCGACAGCUUCCAGUCUGAUGUGCCCCAGGCUGUCCCCUGCAAGUUCGUCAUCUCACUGGCCUUCCCGGUGACUGCUGGUCAUAGAGGAAAACAUACAUGUUUUAUUGAAAAACAUAGGAAACACUCUCGAAUGGACAAGCAUGCUUCCAAGCAGCGCUGUUACUACCACAUGGAGUAUUUCCUUCUGCCGGAUGAUGCAGAGCCGAAAAAGAUUGACAUGGUGGUGUUUCCAACGGUGGCCAAAUUGUUCCUGGAUUCAGGAGUAAGGACGGUGAGGCCGUGGCAGGAAGGGGACAAAAUCUGGGUGUCAUGGACCCAGACUUUCAACAUCAACAUGACGAAGGAAUUACUAAAGAAAAUAAAUGUUCACAAAAUCACCUUGAAGGUCUGGGACACCAAGGACAAGGUUUCAAGAAAAGUCAGGUAUUAUCAGUUAAAGACUCCUGCAUAUUCAGAAGACGCAGGAUCUUUUGAGGAAGUGAAAAAUUUGGUUUUAAGUCAGAGAAGAUUGUGUGAAGAGGGCGCACACAUCAGAAAGGAGUGGAACCAGGAGCAUGCACCAGAAAAAGCAGAAAAGGCAGGAAAACACAUAAAGCCUUCGCAUGCAGAGCCUGAAACUUUUUCCAAGAGCUCCGAGGAAUAUGAAAAGGCACUCCGAAUGGAUGAUCUUGGCAUAGUUCGAUGGAGUAUUUCAAGAGAACCAACUGUUUAUUUGGAGACAGCACCUGGGAUGGAGAUGAAGGAAUUAAUGGAGAGAUCAUUUAGCAGUUUAACAAACAUAGUAGAAAAGCAAAAAUUUCAAAGUAAAAGGAAAGAGUCGGAGGUGAAAAAGAAGAGCCAGAAGAGAAAGAGGAAAUCUCGAGUGGAAGACAGUGACUUCAAGGGGGCAGGAAAUUGGAAGCACGGAGCUUUCUCUACCGAACUGGUGCUGAUGCCGCUCCUCGCAGGAUGGCAAACUGUCAUGAGUUGUGGCUGUUGGAAGUCUGCCAGCAUUUUAGAUUGUUAUUUGAGUUUUAAAACAGAAGUUCCUAUCAUGACUGAGGAGCAAAAGCAGGAUUUAAACCCUUUGACCAUAAAGAUCAAGUGUGUUUCCUGCCUUCCAUCACAACCUGUGCCAAUCCAUGAACUAGAGAGGCUGUGCACCCCCGUGUACUGCAAGUACAAGUUCUUUAAGACUCCAGUUCACAAGACGGAGGGGAAGCCCCAUGGAGUGCACAUCUACUUCCAGGACAUCAAUGUCAUCUUUCUUGGGCCAAUGCAGCCCAGUGACCUGAGGGAAUACCUGGAGGGGCCCCCCAUGAUUGUGGAGGUUCACGACAGGGACCGCAAGUUAGAAGAGUAUUCCUGGAAGCCCACCCUGUUUGGGGAUGACCCCUUGGAUUCACACCUCAACCUCCAGGCCCUCAUCUCUCCGGAAGAGACAGAGAACAACCCUUUUGAAUCCCAAAACAAGAUAUGGGACCCUUAUGGGGUUGCCAAGGUCAGUUUUGCCGACCUUCUCCUUGGCCACAAGUACUUGAACUUGGUUGUCCCCAUCCACAGGUGUGAGCCCAAGCCCACACAUCAUGGCCGAGAUGGCAGGAGCAGGAAGGUUGUGGGGUUUCGGGUCCCCACAGAUGGCUUUCAGCACAGCUCAGUGCCCAUGGGCAACUACCUCGAAGCCAACUCCCAGCUCAAGCUGCGGGUGGACAUUGCAGUGCCACUGCGGGCCAGCGCCGAAGCCCCUGACCCUGAACUUACAGGCACCCUGUUUGGCCGCAUCAUUUUCGUGUUUGACUCCAGAAAGAUCUCCCUCCUCUCCAGCCUGCUGCAGGACAUCUCCAUGAUCAAUGCCAAGGCCCUUGAUCUGGACGCCUACUCUGCUGGGAACAUCCAGCAGAUUCUGUCUGCCUUUAAGAUGCACAUGAGGAUCCAGGAAAGGCAGGACCUGGAUGUGCUCACUGGCUUCCACCUGCUGGAUGGGAAGAUCCAUCUUCUCAUUCUGGAAGGUUUGGCUGACCAAGGCUUGAAGCGGCUGUGGGACAGCCAUCAAAGCCGAAACACCAAAGCAGAACACGGGAAAUGCAAGGUGCUCUACAACUCCACGCUACUGUUUCGCCACCGCCUGUACGCAGACCUGGAGACCGUCCUGUACCAAGUGCACCUCUUCAAGCCGCUGUCGCAGCUCAUGAAGCACUCGGUGCUCUACGUCCGCAACACCGUUCCAGAGAAGACCUUCCAGGCCCUGACCAGGAUCUACUGCAUCUGCUAUCACAGCAGCAAACUCAGGGAGGUGAUCACAGGAGACCUGCUGCCAUCCUCUGCCAUGGUCAAAGACUUGAGCCAAGAGCUGGGGCUGCCCAUUUCGCAAGAAGGCCUCACAGAUGGAAAACCGUCGGUCUUGCCAACUCCUCCCGCCCCCAAUCUCGAGGACUUCCGAGCUCAGAAAUCCGACCUCGGUUAUGAGAUCCAAGCCCACCAGGAGAAGUAUCUGCGGUGGCGGAACGCCAUGGCGCUAAAGAACAGAGGCCAGGAGCGCAGCCUGAUCCAGAAAAAUAUUGCCGGGGUCUACCAGGUCGGCAAGAAGCCUCCGAAGUCUGUGGUGAAGGUGAUCAGAAUCGCAGUGCCUGCCAAAGACGCGGUUUAUAACUACAGCAUCCAGACCCUGAAUUCCACACAGCUUGCCAAGAAGGAGCUGUAUCGAGAGAUGGCCAAGGAACCAAGGAAGAGGUUCACGUACUCCCAGAAUUACCUCUCAGCCAUGGUGGAGCCCCAGGACUCUGAGGAAGAGGAAAAGAAAGCCAAGAAGCAAUCCUGCCAGGCCUGGCUCACGGCCAACGGAUUCCAACUGACAGGUCUUCACAAAAGCACCGAAAGCGACCGUCGCAUCAGGCUGCCGCCCAAUGGCAUGGUCACAGAGCUGAACGAGGAGUGGAGGGAAAACACACCGCUCGCUAACGUGCUGGAUCGAAGGAGGUGGACGUGGGACCGGCGCCACCAGGACUUUGACCUGUACAGGAAGCCACCACUUUUCUUCGAGCUGCCCCCUUCUCCAGUGCUAAAGCCCAGAACAGGUAGGAAGACAAAAGGGAGUAGCCCUGUGUCCUGAGCAGCACAGACCUCCUCCUCAGAGCUGACCGCCAGUGCGGGCCACGGCCACAACUCAGCAAACCAGCAGCCUCCUGGACCAGUACCGGGCUGAGGCCUUUGACCUGCCCAGUCCCUCGCUCCCGAGACUCCUUGACUGGGUCAUGCGGCUCGCUGACCCCCUCCUCCAACCACUGGCCUCAUUAAAGUUCAGAGGAUAAAGCGGGCA
Messenger RNA from Panthera uncia (snow leopard), 3868 nucleotides. It is a transcript of the gene CFAP92, whose product is annotated as cilia and flagella associated protein 92 (putative). The transcript is spliced from 16 exons. The record is from RefSeq and is a predicted model, not a curated record. Lineage: Eukaryota; Metazoa; Chordata; Mammalia; Carnivora; Felidae. Bases 392 to 3661 code for a protein of 1089 amino acids.